This is a messenger RNA of Colossoma macropomum (tambaqui), 1533 nucleotides long. RefSeq names its product SEC13 homolog, nuclear pore and COPII coat complex component (gene sec13). Gene Ontology annotation, molecular function: structural molecule activity; protein binding. Gene Ontology annotation, cellular component: COPII vesicle coat; nuclear pore outer ring. The record is from RefSeq and is a predicted model, not a curated record. The coding region runs from base 135 to 1097 and encodes 320 amino acids. NCBI's taxonomy places the organism in Eukaryota, Metazoa, Chordata, Actinopteri, Characiformes, Serrasalmidae. Gene Ontology annotation, biological process: COPII-coated vesicle budding; positive regulation of TOR signaling; protein import into nucleus. The transcript is spliced from 9 exons.
UCCUCUUCACCACCCGGAACCUUCCGCUCGGCGGUCGGGUUGCCACGUAGAAAACGCAGCCUGCAGUUUCUCUGAUCUCCCGCGUUUAAAGUGUUUCUGUGCUGUAUUUGGUGGAGCGAACUUAAUAUUCAGAUAUGGUGUCCGUCAUUAACACAGUGGAUACCUCACAUGAGGAUAUGAUUCAUGAUGCCCAGAUGGACUACUAUGGCACAAGACUGGCAACCUGCUCCUCUGACCGCUCCGUGAAGAUCUUUGAUGUAAAGAAUGGUGGACAGAUUCUUGUGGCUGACUUGAGGGGGCACGAAGGUCCAGUGUGGCAGGUGGCCUGGGCACAUCCCACAUAUGGCAACAUUCUGGCUUCAUGUUCCUAUGACAGAAAAGUCAUCAUCUGGAAAGAAGAGAAUGGGACAUGGGAUAAAAUGUACAAGUACACAGGUCACAACUCCUCAGUGAACUCUAUUUGCUGGGGACCCUACGAAUUCGGCUUAAUCCUGGCCUGUGGAAGCUCUGAUGGGGCUAUUUCCAUUCUGACCUACACUGGUGAUGGGCAGUGGGAUAUCAAGAAGAUUAACAAUGCACACACUAUUGGCUGUAAUGCAGUGAGUUGGGCACCAGCUGUUGUUCCAGGCAGCCUUAUAGACCAGCCAACAGGACAGAAACCAAACUACGUCAAGAGAUUUGUGUCCGGAGGCUGUGACAACUUGGUCAAGUUGUGGAAAGAAGAGGAUGGCCAAUGGAAGGAGGACCAAAAACUUGAAGCUCACAGUGAUUGGGUGAGAGACGUAGGCUGGGCUCCAUCCAUCGGGCUGCCCACCAGCACAAUCGCCAGCUGCUCUCAGGAUGGCAGAGUGUUCAUCUGGACGUGUGAUGAUCCCUCUGGAAACACCUGGACUGCUAAACUUCUGCACAAAUUCAAUGAUGUGGUCUGGCAUGUGAGCUGGUCCAUCACAGGCAACAUCUUGGCAGUCUCAGGAGGAGACAACAAGGUGACCCUCUGGAAGGAGUCCGUGGACGGACAGUGGGCUUGCAUCAGCGACGUCAACAAAGGCCAAGGGGCCGUGUCCUCCAUCACAGACGGCCAGCAGAACGAGCAGUGAGACGGGCUAACGGAGAUCGUCUCCUGGAGAUCAGUGCCUCCAGAGACUACUAAAGCCUCAGAGACUUUCCUAGAACAUUGUCCUGUCAGUCCUUCAAUCUUUCAGUUGAUUCAGGAGGCAAGACCAGUCCAACCUACUUCUUAUUUUUCAAUGAAUUCUUUUUAAAGUUUCCUUCCAAAAGGGUAACUUUCAAUAAAAGUAUUAAUAAGUUAACUGUGAUGGAUUGAUUGUGGUUGUGCUUAAUGAGCAGGAUCUGGUAAGAAAGCCCUGAAAACAUGUAAAAGAAGAUUGAACCAGAAUGUCUGUUGUGGAUAUUGAUGAACUACAGGUUCUAAACCCUGGUCUUAUCUUAAGAGGAGUGGCUGAUUACACUUUAUUCUGAAUCUGUUUGUGUACACUGCCACUGAAAUAAACUUUUCUAAAUAACUGAACAUCA